Bacillus rossius redtenbacheri is the source of this 1238-nucleotide messenger RNA. Its product is annotated as steroid receptor RNA activator 1-like. NCBI's taxonomy places the organism in Eukaryota, Metazoa, Arthropoda, Insecta, Phasmatodea, Bacillidae. Gene Ontology annotation, biological process: regulation of transcription by RNA polymerase II. Gene Ontology annotation, cellular component: nucleus. The transcript is spliced from 2 exons. The record is from RefSeq and is a predicted model, not a curated record. Bases 18 to 1022 code for a protein of 334 amino acids.
CAUCAUGGCCGCUAUGCAUGAGUGUAGCUGUUGCUGUUUCAUUCUAUAUACAAACUUUCUACUUCGGUCUACCGUUUAUAUUUCUUUUAAGGUUUCACACCAAUAAUUUUAAUACAUUGAGUGACAAACAGAUGAAGAAAGAAAGAGAGAGAGCACUGAAAGAAACAUUCGAUAAACACAUUGUACAAAAAGAAGCGGUCCAUCAGAAGAAAACCGCAGCCAAGGAACUAGCGAAACAACAUCCAAAUAAAGUAGCUGCAGCAGUCUUUGAUCUGCAACAGGUAAUCUAUUUACCUAUUUCCAAGGAGAGUGCCAUUUUUUACAAGUGUCUUUUAAACUACAACUUUACCAUUUAUAACAUUGGAAUUAAGCACUGCCUCUGCUUCCUGUGGCACGAGGCGAUCAGCAGAAGGGGAUCCUGCGAAAAAGCUACAUGUCUUGCUAAAUUCCUUCAAAUUCUUGAUAGAGAAGGAAAAGAGGAAGUUCAUCUCUUCUCCGACGGAGCUGCUGGGCAGAACAAAAACAAUAUAGUGAUUACAAUGCUCCUGUAUGUCUUAAGGCACUCCACUAGCUUGCAUUCGAUCACCCUCAACUUCUUCGAGUUAAACCAUGGACAGAGCGAAGGAGAUUCUGCGAACAGUGCUAUUUCAACUGCUCUGUCUCACUCCGGUGAUGUUUUCAUGCCUUGCCAGCUACCACCAAUAAUAACUCUUGCACGCCGAGCUUCUCCAUAUGAAGUUCGAGAAAUGCAAUCUAACGAGUUCUUAGAUUAUAAAAAAUUCUCUGAAGUCAUUAGAAUCAAGACUAUAAAAUUCUUUGACUCUGGACAACCAGUCAAUUGGAAAGAAAUCCGUGAAGUAUUUGUGACAAAAGAGGAUGUGAACUGCAUAUACAUCAAAAAUAGUCACACUGAUGCUACCUACGGGAGGCUGUCUCUCAAACGUCAAGCUUUGGACUGCAUGAAACAUGGUGUUUCCAAACUCAAUUCUAGUCCUCCACCUUUGGCCUACGAAAAAUACUAGGACUUUGUCACACUUUGUGUUGGUCCCAACCCAGUGAUUCGUAAUCCUGUUUGUCACAGCACUUCUACAAAGGAUUAUCACACCUUGGACAGCACCCAAAUAUUUUAAUAUUACAUUUCACAUAUAGUGUACACAUUGCUAAACUAUGUUGAUUUGUAUUCUUCUGCAUAAAAAUCGUUAAUUCAAAGAAAAUACAUAUUGAUGUAACUGCCAAAA